Archocentrus centrarchus (flier cichlid) is the source of this 1844-nucleotide messenger RNA. It is a transcript of the gene casp8, whose product is annotated as caspase 8, apoptosis-related cysteine peptidase. The record is from RefSeq and is a predicted model, not a curated record. The transcript is spliced from 12 exons. Gene Ontology annotation, biological process: regulation of apoptotic process; proteolysis. Gene Ontology annotation, molecular function: cysteine-type endopeptidase activity; protein binding. Lineage: Eukaryota; Metazoa; Chordata; Actinopteri; Cichliformes; Cichlidae. Bases 199 to 1626 code for a protein of 475 amino acids.
CCCUGAAAGCGAAAGGGUCGCCCAGUGACUGUGACUGAGGGGGAAUAACAGCGGCUGAAACCUGCUUUGGGACGUUUUCGCCGCUGAAAAGUUUUUUCCUUUUAGAAGACGCGUCUUUUCGCUUCGGGGCUGCGAGCUGACGGCGAGCGGCAGCAGCGCAAUAAAAGCUGCAACUUGCUGUGAGCUGAGGACUGGGCCAUGAUGGACCGGCUGACCUUGUCCCGCAUAGAUGAGGACCUAGGGUCUUCUGAAGUGGCAGAACUUUGUUUCCUAUGUCGUGAUGUUGUCCCCAGGAAACGUCUGGAGGGGAUUAAGGAUGCCAGAGAACUGUUCUUGAGAUUAGAGGAAAAAGGUGUGCUGAAUGAUUUGUUCCUCAAGGAACUCCUUAACACCAUCCAUCGAGCAGACCUCCUCAGGGUCCUGGAGACAGACAGCAGGCCAUCAAAAGAAACAGUUGUUACUCCUGUGCUGUCAGACUACAGGAAGGUGCUGUAUCGCAUAUAUGAUGAUAUGACUGAAGAGAAUCUUGGAAAACUGAAAUUUAUGCUCACCGAUAAGGUGGGCAAGAGACAACUGGAAACGUGCCAGACAGCGCUGGAUGUGUUCGCAGAAAUGGAAAAGUCAGAUUUUAUAUCAGACACAAAUGUAAACCUGUUGCAUCAAAUACUGCCAGAGUUGGAUCAUGAACUGGCAAACAUCAUACAGAGGUACACACAAGGGGUCUUCCUGCAACAAGAGGUCACAUUUCCUCUGGAUAACCAGAGGACCCCUGAGCAACUGUCCAUAACUGAAACCCAGCCCAGCUAUGUAAACCGGAGUAUUCACACUGAUGCAGAACCACAGCCCCCCUCCGGUCCUGAACUGUCUGAAUACUACCCUCUGACUCAUAACCCUCGUGGUUUGUGUGUAGUCUUCAACAAUGAAAUCUUCACAGGAUCAGAACUGAAAGAUCGAGGAGGAACUCAAAAGGAUGCAGAUGCUCUGGACACACUGUUCACCCGCUUAGGCUUUGAAGUGGUUAUACACAACAACCUGACUGCAGCAGCAAUGCUAAAUGAAAUAAGAAGUAUUAGCACGAGGAAUUUUCAGAAUGAUGAUGCCUUGGUGGUAUGCGUGCUUUCCCAUGGAGAAAGGGGAUGUGUCUUUGGCACUGAUGGAAACAAAGUGCACCUGGAAGAUCUGACAUUCCCCUUUACAAGUGGAAGAGCCCCGACCUUGGCAGGGAAGCCCAAACUCUUCUUCAUUCAAGCCUGUCAGGGUGAUCAAUACCAGAAAGGAUUCGUUCCCUGCACCCUGAGGCCAGGAGAGGAGGAAAAUGAAAGAGGGCUGGAGACGGACGCAGGUCCUCCACCCGAGGCAGUGCCUUCACAAGCAGACUUUCUGAUAGGAAUGGCCACCGUGGAAGAGUACAAGUCAUUUCGAAACACAGUCACAGGAUCCAUCUACAUCCAAGAGCUGUGCAGGCAGCUGAUGAGUUCAGCAGAAAGCCGGGAGAUGGAUGAUAUCCUCGCUGUCCUGACACGUGUGAACAGGGAAGUCAGCAAAGGAGACUAUUUACACUCCAAACAAAUGCCACAGCCCAAAUACACUCUCACCAAGAAGCUUGUCCUCAAAUAUGUGACAUGAUUGUGACAAAUUACAACACUGCAAGUGUGUGUGUGUGUGUGUAAAUGUGUGGGUGAUUUUUUUUGUAAUUAUGAAUUGAAAAAAAAUUACCAUGGCAAAUGAGAAGGUACAAAUUGUGUCAUUUCUUAAAUAAUGAUAAAAAGUUAGUCAGUCUUCUCCUGGCCUGUAGUGCUGUUUACCUCAAAUGUAUCCAAGUCUUGUUUUUAAAAAAAUCAUUU